Molecule: messenger RNA, 1455 nt
Organism: Effrenium voratum
Lineage: Eukaryota; Dinophyceae; Suessiales; Symbiodiniaceae
Source: the annotation of a GenBank genome assembly
AUGCUCUUGGAUCGGAUUUUUGUCGCCGACACCUCUCACCCUCUUCCAGUCGGCGGCGGCGACGAGCCGAAGGGCACUUGGCGGCUGGUGGACGGGAACUGGGUGUCCAUAGACCGCAACUCCAUUGUCUUCGACGCAGAGACCUACGUGACCGUGGUUCUGGCCACCAGCUUCAUCGACUGGACCAACUGGCAGCUCUCGAGCAUUCCUGGCCUAGGGACACUAUCCCUGGAGACCUUUUGGGGUGAUCAGGGCGCCUGGAUCUCCCUCUGCGAGAUGGACCCGGACGAGUCGGUGAGGACCUACUUCCUGGAAGCCAAAAUGGAGCCUGUCAAGGUGAGGUCCGACACGCCACGGCCCUCCACGGUCUAUGACGAUGAGGCCGAAAGGGCGCAGGAAGAGUUGGUGAUCACGGACGGCGAGGAGAACAAGGCCUCCCCCAGCAGCGACGACGAACCCGAGGAGCCGCUGAACCGGCAGAGGACGCCCUACGACGAGAUGGAAGAGUUCGAGUUGUGCGAGGAGGUCCCACUGGAGCGCGAAUGGCUGCGGCAGCCAGUGGACGUCACGUCGCCAGGAGCCGCCGGCGCGGCGGAGAUGGCGAGGGUUGCCCAAAUCGAGAUGGCGCUGGACGCGCCGGACGUGGGGCCGCUGCGCCACAGCUUGUCGGGAGACCUGAUGGACAUGGAGGAAGACGAGGAAAUCUCGCAGCCUCAUGGUUUGUCUCGCCGGAUCUCCAAGCGGAACGUGCGAACCUUGACCCUGCCCUGGUACCUGCGCACCAGUGCCGGGCAGCUUUGGUGGUGCAUUUCCGUCGAGGGGUGGCCUCCGUGCUGGCGACGCGACCAUCAGAUCAGCCACCUCUGCGAGGUGGUGGAGUCGGGCAAAGCCCAUCUCUUGCGGUCUGGCACUUCCGUGCAGGACAUGGAGACGGCGCGGCGCAAAGCCACGCGGCUCUUGUGUCAGUUGGACCCCUCCUUGUUGGAUGAGUUCAUGCGGAUCGACGUGCCGCUGACGAGCCUCCUAGCGAGCACCUAUGGAGGCUGGCUGGGUGUCGUUGAGAGCGAGGGCCGCAUCGUGGAGAGGAAGGUCUCUGUGAGCGAGGCGCGGACCACGGACGCGGUGCUGCGCGCUGGGGCGGAGGUGGUGUCCAAGAGCUCGGUGCUGCGCUCCGCCGCCGACGCCGCGCGCCGAGGUUCCCAGAUGCUGGACAACUUCGCCGCAGAAGAAGCACCCUUGGCGGUGCGCUGGAAGAGCGACACCGCCAGCCGCUCCUGGAUGGAUAGGCCGCAGAGUUACUUCUCGGAGGACUUCUUCGUAGAACUGAGCCGCGCCAAGGCUUACAGGACCUCCAUUGCCGGAGCUCCUGCUGUGGCCGUCACCACGCCUCAGCGGCAGUUCCUCUUCGUCAUGAGGAGUCAGCGGAAGAAGCGGACAAGUGGGCUGCGUCGCUGA